GGACCACCUCUCCGAGGACCCUGGAAAUGGCAAGCAGCCCCUGAGUUCGCGCAUGUGCAGUGCUGCAAGCGCGCCGUUGGGCGCCCUUCCCCCACCUCCAGCCGCGAGUGGGUGUCAGCGCCCCCGUCUCCGCGCGUCUUCGCCGCCCCGCGCCGCGACCCGGCGUGGCACUGAGCCACGAGUGGAGGCUGCGCCCCUCCAGUUCUGCCUUCAUAGUUCCCUGCCUUUGCCCCCAAACUGCAGAAAAUGAACAAAUCCCAGGGAUCAGUUUCAUUCACGGAUGUGACUGUCGACUUUACCCAGGAGGAAUGGGAACAGCUGGACCCCUCUCAGAGGAUCCUGUACAUGGAUGUGAUGCUGGAGAAUUAUAGCAACUUACUUUCAGUGGAAGUGUGGAAGGCUGAUGACCAGAUGGAGAGAGACCACAGAAAUCCAGAUGAGCAGGCAAGGCAAUUUGUAAUUCUUAAGAACCAAACCUCAAUUGAGGAAAGAGGCAGUAUCUUUGGGAAAACACUUAGUCUGAAUACAGACUUUGUUUCUUUAAGACAAAUACCCUAUAAAUAUGACUUAUAUGAAAAAACUUUGAAAUAUAAUUCAGACUUACUCAAUAGUAAUAGAAGCUACACAAGAAAGCAAGCUGAUGAGUGUAAUGAAUUUGGAAAAGCACUUCUCUAUCUGAAGCAAGAGAAAACCCGUCCUGAAGCAGAAUAUUCUGAGUAUAAUAAAGGUGGAAAAGCCCUUAGCCAUAAAGCAGCCAUUUUUAAACAUCAGAAAAUUAAAAACUUGGUUCAACCUUUUAUUUGUACUUACUGUGACAAGGCCUUCUCUUUUAAGUCUCUUCUCAUUAGUCAUAAGCGAAUACAUACUGGAGAAAAACCAUACGAAUGUAAUGUAUGUAAGAAAACUUUCUCUCAUAAGGCAAACCUCAUCAAACAUCAGAGAAUUCAUACUGGAGAGAAACCCUUUGAAUGUCCUGAAUGUGGAAAAGCUUUCACCCACCAGUCAAACCUCAUUGUACACCAGAGAGCACAUAUGGAGAAGAAGCCUUAUGAAUGUAGUGAAUGUGGAAAGACAUUUGCCCAAAAGUUUGAACUCACUACACACCAGAGAAUUCAUACAGGAGAGCGACCCUAUGAGUGUAAUGAAUGUGCAAAAACCUUCUUUAAGAAAUCAAACCUUAUUAUACAUCAGAAAAUUCACACGGGUGAGAAACGCUAUGAGUGCAGUGAAUGUGGAAAGUCCUUCAUCCAGAACUCACAACUCAUUAUACAUAUGAGAACUCAUACAGGAGAGAAACCCUAUGAAUGUACUGAAUGCGGCAAAACUUUCAGCCAAAGGUCAACCCUUAGGCUGCAUUUGCGAAUCCAUACAGGAGAGAAACCUUAUGAGUGUUCUGAAUGUGGGAAGGCCUUCAGCAGGAAGUCUCGACUCAGUGUCCAUCAGAGAGUGCAUAUAGGGGGCAAACCCUGAGGCUGCAACCAGGUUGUGCUGUGGAAAACCCUUCCACUGGAACCCUUCUAGUGGGCUGGGCAAGAAACCUCAUGAAAGUAUUGAAGGAACAUGGGAAUUCACACGGAUACAAUUUCUCAACUCAAAAAAUGUGUAAAAAAUAGCUAUACUAGAUGUGACAUGAUACCCAGCUAAAGAAUACAUAUCAGAAUAUAUCCAACUGUAAAUAGACAUACUCAGCUCUAUUACAAUGAGCUUUUAAAAAUCUGAAGUGAACUGAGUAUUCUAAGCAGCAGCAUAAAGGAUAUACAAACAUUACCCUAGAAAUGUAGUGGUUAUGUGAGUAUAUCACAAAACACAAGUUGUAUGUUUUAGAUCUGCACAUGUGAAUUUAGCGUAAUCACUGGAAGUUUGAAAUUCUUGUCCUUUAGGACAUAUGAAACAAAAUUUUCCAUACUAAACAUCACAUGUAUUUUUCAGUACCUCUGCAACCCCAUAGGCAUUCCAAAUGAAAUAUGUAACAGAUUUUAAAGUAGCAUGUAAUCUGUGUCUCUUCCUCCUGCUUGCUGGCAUAUGUAAGUUGGACCGUUAUUGAGCUGCGUCUUUACUACAGAAAAAUCGUUGUUUUGCCUGCUUCUGGUUUGCUGAAGAUUUUCUAGAAGCAUUAUUUACAUAAAUAUGCAAGUGUGAAAUAAUUAAGAGAUCUAGAAUGUGAAAGGAGGCAGAUGUGGGCUGGAUUACUCAGUAUGCACCACAGAAUAAACAAUAAACACAGAAACCACCCAUUUUUAUUUGUAUUUCCCUGUUUCUCUUGAUGUUUUAUGAAAUUUUUGCAAAAAAUAACCAACGUGAUAAGAUGCGUAUAUAGUUCACAAAUGUUACAUUUCAGAGACUAGAGGAAAAAUAAUUUUAAAAAACUGUCAAGAGUUGUUUAAUUGCUUUUUAAAUUUUCUGUAUUCAUAACCCACUUUAGAAAUGAAUUUUUGCAAUAUUCUAUUUAAAGGAGGCGUUUCUACUUCCUUGAGUUUCACUCUUGUCAACCUAAAACAUUUCCCUUUAGAACCUGACUUAGUAUAAAUUAUUCUUUCCUUUCCUUUCCAUGCUUAUACUUUUAGACUUUUCAGUGAUCUCCAUAUAUUGUUUGAUGAUUAACAUAAAUUUUUUUU
Molecule: messenger RNA, 2615 nt
Organism: Carlito syrichta (Philippine tarsier)
Lineage: Eukaryota; Metazoa; Chordata; Mammalia; Primates; Tarsiidae
Gene: ZFP1
Product: ZFP1 zinc finger protein
Exons: 4
Coding region: 247-1470 (407 amino acids)
Biological process (GO): negative regulation of transcription by RNA polymerase II
Molecular function (GO): DNA-binding transcription repressor activity, RNA polymerase II-specific; RNA polymerase II cis-regulatory region sequence-specific DNA binding
Source: RefSeq, a predicted model, not a curated record